GCAGUCAUGUUGUUUGCAGUGGCGCUUCUGUCGCUUGGGCAGCUGUGCGCCGCCCUUCCAGGAGGAAUUCCAGUGGUGCCGAUCAAGGGCGUUCACGGCACUGUGGAUUUCCCUCUGCUGGGAAUUGGGACCUGGCAAUACAACACUAGCGUUGCCAAGGAGACAGUUCUCUCUGCCUUCUCUUUGGGAUACAGACAUGUGGAUACAGCUGCAGCCUACCAAAAUCAGCGCGGGGUUGGCGCGGCCUUGGCUGAGACCAAGCUGGAGCGGGACGAGUUCUUCGUGACGUCGAAGAUUCCAGGAGGGCUCAAUGCCUCUGCGACGACAGCAGCCGCGGAUGCCUGCCUCGAGGAGCUGGGCCUGAAGUUCGUAGAUCUGAUGCUGAUUCACUUCCCGGCGGACUUCGGCAAGAAUGGGUCGGCAAAGGAGAGGCAGACGGAGUGGAAGGCCUUGGAGGCUUGGGCCAAGUCUGGCAAGGCGCGCGCGAUCGGGGUGUCUCACUACUGCCGUCGUCAGCUCGAUGAUGUGCUGAAGGUGGCGACAGUCCCUGUGGCGGUGAACCAGGUGCAAUAUCACGUGGGCAUGGGCACUGCCCCAUCAACCUCCACGGACGACCGGGACUACAUGAGGGCCAAGGGCGUGCUCUACCAGUCAUUUUCGCCCCUCUGCGGCCCCUGCGACGCUCCUGACAACACGGAGUUGCUGAAUGGCACCCUCGUGGCCAAGAUCGGCGCACGCUACAACAAAACCGGACCCCAGGUCGCACUGCGCUGGCUCGUUCAGCAGGGCAUCCCAGUGAUCCCAAAGAGCCAUGUUGCGAGCCACCAGAAAGAGAACAGCGACAUCUUUGAUUUCACGCUGCAGGAGCAGGACAUGGCCCUCCUUACCGCAGCCAAGCGACCAGCCGUCGGUGGCGGGCCGAAUGCUCGG
Symbiodinium pilosum is the source of this 930-nucleotide messenger RNA. NCBI's taxonomy places the organism in Eukaryota, Dinophyceae, Suessiales, Symbiodiniaceae. The record is from the annotation of a GenBank genome assembly.